Fomitiporia mediterranea MF3/22 is the source of this 340-nucleotide messenger RNA. RefSeq names its product secE/sec61-gamma protein. Lineage: Eukaryota; Fungi; Basidiomycota; Agaricomycetes; Hymenochaetales; Hymenochaetaceae. Gene Ontology annotation, molecular function: transmembrane protein transporter activity. The record is from RefSeq and is a predicted model, not a curated record. Gene Ontology annotation, cellular component: Ssh1 translocon complex; membrane. Gene Ontology annotation, biological process: post-translational protein targeting to membrane, translocation; protein targeting. Bases 22 to 234 code for a protein of 70 amino acids. The transcript has 5 exons.
AACUCAUCUUCCCUCAUUACCAUGUCUGAAAAACUCAAGGAGUUCGCUGAGGUGCCUCAGCAGUUCUUGCGUGAGGGGAACCAGUUUAUGACACGGUGUACCAAACCUACAAAGAAGGAGUUUAUACAGAUCUGCAGGGCAGUCGCCGUUGGUUUCGCCGUUAUGGGUUUCAUUGGGUACUUCGUCAAGUUAAUUCACAUUCCAAUAAACAAUAUACUUGUCGGAGGUGCAUGAUGUACUCAUAUCGCAAAAAGCUGGCACCCGCACGGGUUGGGAAUCAGCAUUGCUUUUCUUUAUUAUCUGUGAUUCAUUCAUCUGGAAUGGCAGUUAUACCAUGCAG